This is a messenger RNA of Fusarium redolens, 1735 nucleotides long. RefSeq names its product S-adenosyl-L-methionine-dependent methyltransferase. The record is from RefSeq and is a predicted model, not a curated record. Gene Ontology annotation, molecular function: methyltransferase activity. The transcript has 7 exons. NCBI's taxonomy places the organism in Eukaryota, Fungi, Ascomycota, Sordariomycetes, Hypocreales, Nectriaceae. The coding region runs from base 461 to 1663 and encodes 400 amino acids.
CUCUAAAGUGCGGGCCAGAGCUAACGAGCCGUUUGUCAGUUGAGGGCACUAAGCUAAACUUGACGGGGCUAGCACUUUGAUGAUCUGUGAGAGAACGAGGCAAACAAACAAGGGUGCUCCUCAGCCGUCUCGGUACCCAACACAGCCAACGUCGGGGAACAAAUUUUUCUUUCUUUUACAUAGAAGAGCAACAUGACCCCAUCCAGCGUAAGUUUUCCGACCCGUGUCUUGUGUUGUGUUGGCUCUGCCGUACGGUUUAACUCGACGACGUCAGAACUGCAUGCCUUUCCUGCAUCAAGCAGGUCUGGCUACCGACAAAGUUAUUUUAUCCCAUUUAUUUACUUUACUUCCUCGAAUCGACACCAUCUGUCAAACUAAAAUAAUUUAGCAACAAGAGACGAACGAAAAAAACACCAAGCUGUUAGGCUUCGGCGCGGCCCGCGCUUUAUUACCAACGAAAAUGGCUCACUCGAUGGACAACAAUGGACACGACUCGAGCUCGACUCGAAGCGGUGGUGCUGGCGGGGGGUCCACGGAGUUUCUACAGUCGUCAGCCAUGGCAAGGCCCCCUGCACAAACGACUCUCACCGCCUCAUCGUCGUCGAACUACGCCUCUAGCGUGUCUAGUGACAGCCAGAUUCAGACAGGGGGUCUCCCCGGGACACCUGUUACCCGACGCUCAGGCGGAUGGGACCGGCAAACGCUCUCCCCGGCGGCGGCUGCAAGGGAAGACCAUGUCGUUAAGACGAACAGUAUAGAGGACUCUUCUGAUUCUUCGGAUGAGUUUGUUACGAGUUACAAGCCUAUGGAACGUGGGUCACGCUCCAAACGGUUCUUCCAAGCUUUCGUCGCCAAAUUCACCAAAUCCUCUGUUCGGUACGGUUUGGUGCCGAAUAGCCAGCAAGAACAAGACAGAAAUGUCAUUCAACAUACCGUUAUCAUCAAUAUCUUCAAGGGACUUCACUUAUCACCGAUAACAUCAAGACCGAAGCGGGUGCUUGAUGUCGGCACUGGACCUGGAACAUGGGCACUGGAAUUUGCCACGAAAUACCCUUCCUGUUCUGUUCUAGGCGUCGAUAUUGAACCAGUCCACCCACCUUAUACAAAAUCUAACUGCAGCUUCAAAACAUUCGAUAUUACACACGAUUGGGACUUUUCCAAUGGCGGCAACUUCGACUUUAUUCACAUUCGACAACUGGGCGAUAUUGGAGACAAAAAGAAGUUAGUCCAAGCGGCAUUCGAUAAUCUGAGGCCGGGAGGAUGGGUCGAGUUCACAGAAUGGAUCGCGAUCCUACAAUCACCAAAUCACUCAUUAAACGGCACAGCAUUCCGGAAAUGGAACGAUUUAUUAGAGCAAGGAAUGCGCAAUUUUGGCACGACGCUGAAAUACCCUGAAAAGUUCAAACCAUUACUACAGGAAGCCGGGUUUGAGCGUAUCAUCGAGACGAGACACGGAGCGCCGACAAAUGCAUGUUAUCCCGGGAAGAAGUUACAACGCAUAGGGCAUCUAAUGACUCAGAAUUGGUUGUUUAUCAUUGAGCCGUUGACGAUGCCUGUUUUUACGCAAGCUUUGGGUUGGUCGCCGGAGCAGGUCAAGAAGUUUCUGGUGGAUGUGAAGAAAGAAAUUGGGAAUACGAAAUACCAUUCCUUUAUGACAUUGUAAGUACUAAACUUCUCAUAUUUCCAAGGAAUCCAGCUGACCAACGACUCAGAAUAACGAUUUGUGCCCAAAAGC